AUGGCUUCAAACACGCCCAAGACGCCAUCUUCUGGCGCCUCACCUGGGAGCCUUCAUCGGGCUACUAACCCCGCAGCUACCGGGCGGCAAGCAGGCCACGCAACAAUUCCCCAUGACAGACCCGUGGCCCUAAUGACUUCUGGCGCUCCUCUGCUAAAUCCACGCAGUUGCGUUACUUGUCGGAGACGCAGAGUCCGAUGUGACAAGACGAUGCCCUGCAGCAAUUGUCGACGGGCUCAAUGCGAUUGCAUCUACCCUGCUCCAGGCCGCGCACCACGUCAGACGCGGCUUGCGCCUACAGGGCCUGGCACUGGGCAGAGUGAGCGUGAAAUGGAUCUCUUGGAUCGAUUGCGGAAGCUCGAGGGGCUUGUCUAUGAGAUGAGUGGUCAAGGUACAGCUAGUGAGAAUGACAUGGAAGUGAGCAAUGGAGAAUCACCAGUGGCUUCAGAGAAGAGCAAGAGUGCAAAAGACGUCGUUCAAGCAGCCACUGAGAAGGUCAAGAGAGAGUCUGAGAAUACCGAUUUCUCAAAGAUCAACAAACAGCUUGGCCGUUUAGUACUCCAUGAUGGAGACUCCACGCCACGAUACGUCAAUAGUGGCUUCUUCGUGAAGCUCAACGAUGAGCUCGCUGAAAUUCGCAACGAGAUGGAGACUAUGAACGAAGAAGAAGCCGAGUUUGAAGAGGAUACAACCCCUGAGCAGUCUCCUCCACAAAACUUGGGUAUUGAGCAUGACCACCACAGCUUCCUUUUUGGCUACAGUUCUGCCGAUGUUGAUCUCACUGGCCUACAUCCAUUGCCCGCCCAGGGCUCUUUCCUUUGGCAGAUCUAUCUCGAGAAUAUUGAACCUCUUGUCAAGGUGUUGCACAUCCCCACCAUGAGCAGACUCAUGACUCAAGUGAGGCGCGGAGAGCAUGAUCUGCGUCCUGGGGAUGAAGCGCUUGUGUUUGCCAUUUAUUACUCGGCUGUUACUUCGAUGGAGACACAAGAGGUUGAAUUAAAUCUCGGCGCGUCUCAAUCUCACUUCAUUUCUCAAUUUCGCUUCGCUCUUGAACAAGCUCUAGCCAAGGCUAACCUUCUCAACACCACCAACAUGGCUAUGCUGCAAGCAUUUGUCAUCUAUCUCACCGUAGUCAAAUGCCAUGACGAUAGCAAAUUCGCUUGGACUCUUACAAGUCUUUGUGUCCGAAUGGCUCAAGCCCUUGGUCUCUACCGCGACGGUCAACAGCUUGGUCUGUCACCGUUCGAAGUUGAGAUGCGCCGCCGUCUUUGGUGGGCCAUUGUGUCUCUUGACGUCCGUUCCGCUGAGGAGAUGGGGUCUGAUCUGAUCAUAGGCGACAAGACCUUUGACACUCAACUCCCAUCCAACAUAAAUGACGCCGAUAUCGACCCAUCUUUUACCGAGACGCCAACUCCACGUCAAGGUCGUACGGACUCCGCCAUUUGCCUCUCCCGUUACGAGAUCACCGCCCUAUCUCGGGGUUUGUUCGCGGCCAUAGCGCAAAUGCGUCCUGUUGAUCCCAAAGAGGUCGAAAAAAGCCUCGAAGAGCGCGAGCGCAUGCUUGUCGAAGUCUACGAACGCAUGGAGGAUAAGUUUCUGAAACAUCUUAUAAGAGAAGAUGAUCCUAUUUUUUGGGUUGCUUCUCUCAUUUCUAGAAUCAUGAUGGCAAAGGUUGGCCUCAUCAUUUAUCAGCCCGUGCUCUUCCCCGGAACGGGCCCGGAGGUAUCAUACGAGAUCCGAAGCCGGCUGUGGCAGUCUUGUAUUGAAAUCGUUGAGUACAGCCACAUUCUCAAUAUUGACCCCAGCUGCCGCCAGUGGCGUUGGUUGUUCAAAUCUUACCGUCAAUGGCACGCGAUUGCAUGUAUGCUGCUGGAACUUUCGAAACGGCCUUGGGGUGUCACCUCGGAGCGAGCGUGGGAAGCUGCCCAAAUUCUCGACUACGACCAUCCAAUCGAUGGCAGUAAUAAGACAAACCAUACGGCUGCAUGGAUGCCUAUUAAAAGGCUUUUCACAAAGGCUAAACGGCAUCGUGAAUCAGAGCUUGUUCGUUUACGCGCUGAUCCUGAGGCAGCGAGACGUCUCGAUCGUGAGGAGAGACUCAAACCUGUACUGGAACGUAUUGGCCCAGCGCCCGGAAUGGAGACCCGCAUGUCAGAACUCCGAAUCCGGUGGCGAAAGAUAUUUCGACCGGGAGGCUUCUCCGAUGAUGCUGAAUACCAGAACAUUCUACCCGGCGCAGAUCAACCUGCGUCCCUUUCGAAAACCCAACAACAGCCCCAACAGCCACUCGACCAAAUGAGUGUAUUUGACCCCAAUACCUGGCAAAACACGCACUCUGGCAAUCCAAAUAUUGCGAUAUAUUACGAAGGGGGUGAUUCUGGAGCACAGAACAUGGGUGGUCUUUUCCCAGGUGAUAGUAGCCUCGGAAGUCUCUCAAGCAUUGCAUCGCCCGCCAUAUCAGGAACGGCAUCUACACAUAGGAACGACAAUGAUCCUCAAGCACUUGGAGGUACUCGCCUAUCACCAUGGCCAGGUUCAGAUAUGUUUCAACACACACAAGAUGCAGGUGCUUUAGGUGAUAUCGAUGAGCUUUUCCAAAACAGAGCCGGGUCCAAUCGUGGUCUCGACCUAAAUAUGGAUCCUGGCGAAGUUGAUGAUAUUGACUGGCAGAACUGGGAUGAGACUUUAAGGACUUUGAACAGGCCAGCGAUGGAUCAAAUGGGAGCGGGUGCUGGUAGUUGGGGCGGCAUGUGA
Fusarium redolens is the source of this 2754-nucleotide messenger RNA. Its product is annotated as fungal-specific transcription factor domain-containing protein. Lineage: Eukaryota; Fungi; Ascomycota; Sordariomycetes; Hypocreales; Nectriaceae. The transcript has 3 exons. The record is from RefSeq and is a predicted model, not a curated record. Gene Ontology annotation, molecular function: DNA binding; DNA-binding transcription factor activity, RNA polymerase II-specific; zinc ion binding. The coding region runs from base 1 to 2754 and encodes 917 amino acids. Gene Ontology annotation, biological process: regulation of DNA-templated transcription; DNA-templated transcription.